GGAGCUCCAAAGAUUCGUGUCAACUUGAUUCUUAGUGUCUGCGACGGCAGUAAACGACAUGCGGUUGAAUAAAGCGCGUUCGUCAACUGUGUGUAUGCGUUCAGUGCCGUUGCCGUUGCCGUUGUCGUUGUCGUUGCCGUUGGACUCGCAUUUUUCUAUGUAUUGUAUAUAAUCAACCAGACACGCUAGACGGCUGUUGCUCGUGUGUAUGAAAUACUUUUCUACUUCAUAUCAAUUCAUCUGUACACGAUCGAAUCGGUGAAAACAGUUUGUGUUUAAAACUGAGCAUGAACGGAUGUAUUUUCUGUCGUUGGAAAAUUGUCUGAGAAUUAAAAAAAUUCAACUUGAAUACAGUGAGUUUCUACUAAAACCCAUUUUGGUUAUUAUUGUUUUUUUUUUUGCAUUGGCAAAGCAAGUAUAAAUUUGGAAAAUUUCAAAGAGUAACAGAAAAAAGAACAGUUUUUCACUGAAACUUCUCAAAACAUUUACAACAAACAACAUUACCAAAAUUAUGUUUACAGUGAUCAAUCGCAAAAUGGAUUACCUAGCAAAGUACUGGAUAAGUUUGUAAAGAGAACUUGAAUGAAAUUGAGUGCAUACGAAAUCUGUAAUGCUUCAAAAAAAGAGAACGAUUUCGAAUUUCAUGUGAACCGAAUUUAUGGAAUGACAAAUAAAUAUUCUAAGAAUUUAUUGUGAGUGUGGUGAUGAAAAAUCAGCAGAAGUAUUCUUCCACAUAAUUUGAAAUCGAUUGCGCCAUUUUUCGGAGAAACAAUAAAAAGCGGGACUUUUACCCGUCUAAGUCUGGAUUAAACGCAGAUAAAAAAAAACAAGUGCGAUAAAUAUCAAAACAAAUUCAACAGACGUAUUAUGAAGCAUACUGCGAGAUUCGUAAGAAGAGAGGAAAAAAACAAGGCGCUAUGAAAAUAACCAAAUUCAACGACGACAACACGAUGAUGACACACAAAUUUCAAGUGUAAACACAACGCAUCAUUAUUGAAUGAAUUUAUCAGCCGAAGAAAGUACCAAAACGCGUUUAUGUCUCAUUCAGCUGUGAUCGUUUAUUACACAAACAUUGUUUUUACAUCGUACACAGUUACAUAGAUUCAAACUGACCGAACCAUACAAUAAAACAAACUACGUUUCGAAACACAGCAAAGGAGAAAUGUCAUAAUAAAAAAACUACGAAGCGAAAACGAAACAAUCAAUUAAGUACGGAAUGUGUUUAGUGAUUUCUUGUUUUAGCUUGUUUUGGCUCAAGUCGGCGUCCUGUUGACAGUUCAUAACAUUUCUUUGGCGCGUUGUUAUACGUAUAAUUUUGUUUUUAAAGACGCAUAGUCGUGCUUGUGUUUUGCUUUUGUUCCUCUAUCCCAUUUUAUAUAGACUAUUAAUUAUUGUUUUCAUCGUCGACGUUGUCGCAUUGAUUCCCAGUUUUAAGGUCAAGCGAAAAAAAAAUUACGCAAAAACAAUAAAGCACACGAUGAACAUUGUCAGUUUCGGUGUACGUGUUUGAGAAUCGAUAAGUGAAAGUCAAUUGCUCUGAUAGUGGUGUAUCAAAUGGAUUAUACAAAGACAACAGAACAAAAAGCCGAAACAAAAAGAAUCUUUGCCGGAAUAAUCGUGAAUAUAUCCAUGGAACAUUGACAGCGUCUUGAAUCUCUGUGUGAUGUAAAGAAGUGCGACGUACGUAAAAUUUCAUGAAUCAUAUAUGAUCGUAGUUUGAGACUGAUUCCCGCUUAUUCUUUCCUGUUCCAUCAGUUGUGCUGAAACGCAAGUGACAAAUAAACUUUUUCGGACUUUACUCAACGGAAACUUUCAAGUUGAAAUUAUUAUUGAUGCUGACGCUUUUUAUUUAUGUUUUAUAAAUUUUUGUUCAUGAACAGUGCACUUAGUUGACAAAGGAUAUUUUUUUACACAAAGCAACGAGAAUAAUUACGUGAACAAUUUGUAAAGCUUAUACGUUUCAAAACGGACAAGGAUUCGCUUUUGUUAUAGAAGUUGUGUUGUGUGUUUGUGACUAUAACAGUCGUACGCCGUUAUUCGAUUUACAUACAUAUGUGAAACAAUCAUCAAUGAAUAAGACGCAACAAAGAUAGAAGGAUCUGAAGCCCGUACAACACCUAGCUAAACCGAGUCUGGAUUCAUCGGAAUUCAACCGACAAGAUACAAUUUGUGACAUUGUGUGCCGAAUUAACUGCUUAUAUGAAACAGAGGAAAUGAUCCUUUGAUAUUAUACCCAAUAAACAGUAGGUUUUGUUUUACGAGAUUUACUUGUGGAAAGUGAAUCUCAAUUCAGUUCAUAUACUUUGAUCAAACGACGACUACCAGACUGUCCAAGAUGCCUAUCAACGGUCACGGUCAAAAUAUGCUAAGCGGAGGAACGAAUGGGAUGCUCAAUGUGUGCGUCAAUAAUGCCACAGGCGGCAAUAAUUCUGCCAAGACAAAUAACAGUAGUAAAAAUGGUCACCGAUCGUCACAUCAAACGCAUCCUCAUUUGAGCAAUGUGUCAACCUCAUCAUCACCAACGAGCUUCAUGCAUGACAGUCACUCAAAUGGUGCAAUUCACAUGAGUGGAGGUCCAAUGAGUCCAAAUAGUCAAGACGAAUAUUCUAGCAGUUAUGAUUUAAAUUCACACCUUAAACGAAAGGAACUAUUUACACAGCGAAAGCAACGCGAGUUUAUACCUGAUAACAAAAAAGAUGACAGCUACUGGGACCGUCGACGUCGCAACAAUGAAGCGGCAAAACGAUCUCGAGAAAAACGACGAUACAAUGAUAUGGUGUUGGAGCAGCGUGUUGUCGAAUUGACAAAAGAGAAUCACGUGCUGAAAGCCCAAUUGGAUGCGAUCAAGGAUAAAUAUAAUAUUUGCGGUGAGAAUUUGGUGAGUGUGGAACAAAUCAUGGCGACACUACCAACCACCGAACAAGUUCUGAGCAUUACAAAACGACCAAAAUUCAACACAAGCAGCGGAGCAUCACCAAGCGAUUUGUAUCCACAAUCGCCAGGUUCACCAAAUCAAACAUCAGUGAUUCAGCAAUCAUCAUCAGGUCCAGCUUCAGUUGAUUCGUCAUCGCCGCCAGCACCUUCAUCUGUGGCACCGACCACUAACGUACCGACAAUUGUUGCUCCAAUUGUAACACAGACACCUCAAAUUCAACCGUCUUCUGUAGUUGCGGCUGCUGCUUUUGCGCAUUUAAAUAAUACAUACUUGGAUGCAACGCCACAACGAAAUACUUAUAAAUACCGUGAUAGUGGCCCCAUUGAAAUUGAUGGUAGACAUGAAAUCUAUGGACCUCGACCAAAUUUCCACAAUGCUGACCAUCCAAGCCCAAAUAAUAAUACCAAUGGAUGUAAUGGUAGCACUACUAUAAAUGCGCGAUACAAUCAACAUCUUUCGCCACUUUCUCGAUCAGCCAAUACACAAGCCGAUCAUCAUCGGCAUGCUGCGCACGCAAUAGCUUCACAUUCACAACUUCAUCCUUUGCAGCAUUUUGAAACGAACGAUGUGAACAAAAUUAGUCAGUCGAAUUCAAACUGCAAUGGAAGUGACACUGACAUAACUGCUGUCGACGACGAUUCAAACGUUUUGAAUUUGUCACGGCGCCGCAACAGUGAUACAACAAAUUGUAACGGUAAUCAUAAAGCUAAGAAUGGUAACGAAACUCCCCCGAGAAGUAUAAUUUAUGCUUCACUUGGUAGUUCAGCAUCGACAGAGGACGACCAAUAUAGUGUUGACAAUCAGCCAAUAACCGACACAAACAACAGCUUGCCGUUGAAACUUCGACACAAAUCGCAUUUGGGCGAUAAAGAUGCAGCAACCGCACUACUGGCUCUCCAACACAUUAAACAAGAACCUAAUUCGAGAUUGUCACCCCCAUGGGAUGGUGAGGGAUCGAGCGAUGAACGUGAUUCUGGUAUAUCGAUUGGGGCCGCCGAAUGGGGCAUUCAACGAAGCUAUCAACUCAAUGAACGGCCCGAAACUAGCCAAAUUCCACACAAUAUACGUUCAAUGACAGCUAAAACAUUUACGAUUCCAUCAUCAGUGUUGCCAUCAGUUGGCAUAAAUGGUAUUGGAGCGGCGAUUGGAAAUUUGGCGGCUAAUCUUAGCAGCGUUGGUGUAAUGGGUGGACUAACGAUGGGCAGUUGUGUUGGCAAUGUAUUAGGUGUAAAUGAAAACAGUUCCGAUCGUGACGAACGGAAUCAUCGCUAUGGAGAGCAAAAAUCAUUCCGUGCACCAGUUAUGUGUCACCUUGAGAUCAACAGCAACACGGAUGAGGGCAAUGUCAAAGAAGAAAAUGUACAUUUGAAAACCCAAAUUGCAAGGCUAGAGAGCGAGGUGGCAUCGAUUAAAAAUAUGAUGAUUUUAAAUACAAACUCUGUAUCAGCCACAGCUGUUCAAUGAAAAUAUUUACAAAAUUAUGUAAAAAACAACUGCUGUUAACCGAAACUUUAUUUAGUGUUUAUUGAAUAAAAAACGAAUUGAAAUCACAAUAUAAAGUUAAGAAGUUUUGAAAAUCAGAUGUCAUCGACACACAUUUUCUUAAAUUUCUAAGAAUUUGCAAUUGAACGAAAAAAAAAAAAAACAACAACAACAACAACAACUAGCAUUUCAAAUCUGAUUUCAGCAACGAACAAUUUAACCAUUGAUUGUUAAUUUACGUUGAUCAAGCGGCUUAUUUCCUUUGAAAUUAAUGUUCCCAAUUCCUUUUGUAUACAACGUAUGUUAGCUAAUAAUAUUAAGAAGAGGAAAAAAUAGUUAGCACCAGAUGAUAUACACCAGGAAUACAUUUUAUUAUUAAUAAUUCAAUUGACUUACUGAGAAUGCGUUGGGGGUGUGUGCAGAGUAAAAAAAUACAAUGCAUUUGCUGUAUGUAUUAAGGAAAGAACGUAGAAAUUAAACACAUACUUAUUGAAAACUUCAAAAGACUUAAAUCAGUGAGCGGACGAAAAUUGGUUUCGUUUGCCAAGUAAAACAUCAAAACUCAAUAAUCAUUUUGAACUGAAAUCCAGACGAGAUUUAAUGCCAAAACAAAACGAAACAAAAGUAUCUCGGAAGGGGCGAAAUAAUUUACGCUUGAAUUAUUAUCGCCUUGGGAUUACUGAAAAUAAUCAAUACAGCAUAUAAUUACAAAAAAAAAUCAUCGACGAAAAUGACUAAAAAAAAUCAACUAUGAUAGAAUGCGUAGGAACUAAUGAAAAUGAAAAUGAAAACAAAAAACAAUUGUUACACUGUAUUUAUUUUUUUAAAGGAUCAAUAUCUAGAACUCCGUAGCGAUUAUUUUUUCAUAUAAAAACUAUGUUUAUAUCAUUCAUAUUAUAUACAAGUGAGUUAAGAAGAGCGAUAGAGUAGCUAAUUUAACUAAAGCAUAAAAAAUGGAUUCAAUGUGAACACGGAUGUGAAACAUCAAGUAGGAUAAGGUAGCGAGUGAAGUAAAGAGAAAUAUUGUUGGAUUUUAAUAAAAUUAUAUAUAUAUAUUUAACAUUAAAAUGGAAUUUAUGAAUAAAUAACUCGCUUAUUAUUUUCAUACAUUAUGCAUACGCGCAAGAAUAUUUAGCUGGUUUUUGGAAAAGCGUUGGAAUGCCGUUUAUUUUAUUCUAUUUAUUUGCCUUACUCUAAUUUAUACUAGAUAUGUAAGAAAGCUUUCCUUUGCUGGAAUUCUAAGAUUGAACCGUAAAAUUCAUCCAAUUCAAAAUCGGUUGUUCUAAGAGCGAUUUCGAUUUUGUCCCAAGAAAUGAAAGAAUGCCUAAUUUUCACGUUAUCUGUCACAACUAUAUUUCUUUUGUUCGUUUCGUUUCCACUGAAAUCAGUACCUAACGUACUGGAUCGAUAAAAUUGUCUAUCGUUGAUCAAAUUCAGAAUUUGAAUAUUAACGAAAUGAAAGAGAGAGGUGCUUUUUUUUAACUAUCUACUCAUAUCAAAUGAUUAAAAAAUUGUUAUUUCAACGUCAACUCAUUGCAAACGGAAGUGAAGUAAAUUCGGUUUGGACCGUAAAGCGAGCUAACUCUAAGAAGUGAUAAAAUCUAUGAACUUUAAUGUACUAGCAAGAAAAAACGAAUCAUUUCAGAUAAUGUAAUUGUAAUGAUAUAAUUUUUUUGGGAAAAAUCAAGAAGAAAACCAUAAAAAACUGUGCAAAAUAGAAACUUUUUCAUAUACAAUACUUACAGAUUUUAAUAAUUUUUGUAGCCCUUUUUUCCUAUCUUUUUUGUUUGUUACAUUUAUUAUUGAUUUUUGAAAUGAAGUAAUUUAACCAGGGGAUAUAGGGAAAAUAUUAUGAUAUCUUGAUGCGUUUUUUUUAAAUAAUUACAAUUAAUUUUAUCAUAUUGCUAUUUUUUAUUUUUUACUGAUACUGUUCAUCGUUGUUAUUAAGGGAUGCAUAUGCUUUUUAUUGGCAUACCCUUUUAUCAAUUCGAUUGAACAUUAGAACAGCAUAAAUUUUGUUUGUUACAAUUUAUUCUUAUAAAAUUGUAUAAAUAAAAAAACAUUGAAAAUGUAUGA
Messenger RNA from Sitodiplosis mosellana (orange wheat blossom midge), 6493 nucleotides. RefSeq lists its product as uncharacterized. The coding region runs from base 2336 to 4399 and encodes 687 amino acids. Gene Ontology annotation, cellular component: nucleus. The record is from RefSeq and is a predicted model, not a curated record. Lineage: Eukaryota; Metazoa; Arthropoda; Insecta; Diptera; Cecidomyiidae. The transcript has 8 exons. Gene Ontology annotation, molecular function: DNA binding; DNA-binding transcription factor activity. Gene Ontology annotation, biological process: circadian rhythm; regulation of DNA-templated transcription.